Glarea lozoyensis ATCC 20868 is the source of this 3171-nucleotide messenger RNA. RefSeq lists its product as uncharacterized. The record is from RefSeq and is a predicted model, not a curated record. The transcript has a single exon. Lineage: Eukaryota; Fungi; Ascomycota; Leotiomycetes; Helotiales; Helotiaceae. The coding region runs from base 1 to 3171 and encodes 1056 amino acids.
AUGGCUUCGGACUUAGAGAUUGAUUUGAACCAGUUGACGGAAGAGGAAGAGGAAGAGAAUUACUCGGAGUAUCCUGAAGAAGAGGGUGGUGAAUUCGAACACGAAGAGUUGGUCGAAGAGCAGUAUGCUCAGAUCGAGGAAGAACUGUACUCUGAGAAUGAGGAAACUGAAGAGGAAGAGGAGGGAUAUGUUGAUUUCAGUAUCAGAGAAGAUGUGGAUAUGAUUGAAGCACCCGAAUUGAGUCCUUCGGGCGCGACCUUUGGCGACGAUAACGAGUCUGAUGAUGAGGAUCUUCAGACAGAUGAGGAGAUUCAGUCACAAAUUGCAACUAUUCGUCAGGAAGCCAACGAACAGAUGCUCAAAGACAAAGUUAUCGAAGAGGAACUUCUGAAACUUACUGGUCAACCGUCAGAAGUGGAUGAAGAUGAUGAAGGCAAUGGGAAUGCCACGACCUCUGGCGAACUAGCUUUCCAAGACGACAGAGAUACCCUGGAAGCUCGAGUCAAAGAAAUGCAACAACAAAUCCUCACAUUCGAAAGAGCAAUCGAGAACUCAACCUACACAAACCCAGCUCUUCAAGAAGAACUCGACGACCUUCAAGACCGCAUCUACAACCCCAACGACGGCUAUGAAGCCGUGGUCAAACGCCUGACCGCAGAACUUGGAGGCAUCACGGCGGAUCGCGACGCACUGCAGAAACAAAUUGCGGAAUCACAAUCUCAAGCGCCCGAGGGCCAUCACGUUGGGUAUGCUAUCAAGUCCGAUGGUUCCGGUUUUGAUUUUGACUUUUUUAGCACCCAGCAGCAACUUGGCGGUGAGGAGGACGACGGACGGAUUCUUCUGGUUAGUCCGAGACAGACCGUUGACCCCCUGGGCCAGCAGCCGACGAAUUGUGAGAAUUGUGAGGAUCUGCAGAAGAGGUUUGAUGGGGCGCAGGAGGAGUAUCGGGCGGAUGUUGUGAGGUUGAGGGGGGAGUUGGAGAGGGAGGUGGAGGAGGCUAGGGGGUUGAAAGGGGGGGUGGGUGAGGGGGAAGAGAGGGAUGGGGUGAUUGAGGAGUUGCAGGCGAAGAGGGAGGAGGUUCUGUUUUUCACGCGGGAGAUUACGAAGUCGGAGAUGGAGAGGCAGGGGCUUUUGAGGGUGAAUCGGGAGAUUGAGGGGAAAAUAAGAACAUUGGAGAAGGUGAAUGAGGAGUAUGCGAAGAGGAUUCGGGAGUUUGAGAUGGAGGUUGAGAGGAAGGCUGAUGAUGAACUUUAUCGGUCGGAUGUCAAGCUUGAACCUGCUAUCAAAGACGAGGCCGAACAAGCGGAGAUUCGACAGCUGAAAGCGAGGAUCGAGGAUCUUCAGAAGGUGGUUGAGCAGUAUGAGACGGAAGUCGUGGCGCUAAGCGAGGUUGCGCAGGCAAAGGAUACAAGAUAUGAGGAGUUACUUGCUUCCACGGCAAUCAUGAUCGAGUCCGAAAAACGCAUGCUCAAAAUCGAAAAAGAACUCCGCCAACAACUAGCAGAAUCCUCUAGUACCUCAGCAUACUCCGGCCCUUCAGCCACAGAGAUCAAUCUACUCCACAAAUCCCAAGCCGACAUCCAACGCGACGACGCCCACACGCAACUCAAAGCGCUCAGAUUCCAGAUCCAGGAUUUCUCUACCCAGUUCAUGCACCUUGAGAAGAAGACGUAUGAGUCUGGCCUCGCGCUCGAGAAGGAGAAAGAAGAACGCAGGAAGAUUGUGGCGGAUCUGCAAGCGAGGAUUGGCAGCGCGAGGAAGGAGAAUCAUAGGUUGUGUGAUCAGAUUGUGGAGUUAGGUGGCACGGUGGAUAAUUUCUUGCUGGGCACGCCGGUUAGGGGGGAGAGUCCGGGGAGGGAUGCGGGAGAGGAGAGGGAGAGGGAAAAGGAGUUGUUGGGUGCGAGGUUGGAGGGGGAACGGUUGAAGGGUGUUGUUGCGCGACUGGAGGUGGAGUUGGAGGGGGUGAGGGUCCAAGAGAGGGUUUUGAGGAGGGAGGUGCAGGAGGUUGGGCGUCUUGAGGGGAUUGUGGAACGACUUACGGGGGAGAGUGAGGUGUUAAAGGGGAAGCUAAGCGAGUGUGAGAAGGAUAUCAUCCGUCUCCAAGAUACUACGCAAGCCCGUCCGGAUCUUAGCACUGUCAUCCCACCCACCGACGUCAAGGUCACGACGCUCUUCACCGAAAGCCUCGAUAAUCUCAACACGCUCAUGGCGCAGAUCCUCGACUCCAAAGCACUAGAACACAACCUCUCGCUCCUUCUUCAACAACUUAAAACCUGGCUUUCAACGCAUGAAAGCACGUUAUACACCCUCCUUACGGAGGUUAAGGCGAGGGAAAGUGUUAUCCCCGACCUCGAGUUCCGAAUUGCGGAUUUGAGGGCCGAGAAUAAGGGGUUGUAUGCGAGACUUGAGGAGAAGAACGAGCGGGGGAUGGUUGGGAAGGUGAAGAAGGUUGUUAGGAAGGGGGAGAAGAAAGGGGAUAAGAAGGCGGUGGGGAUGAGGGAGUUGAAUGGGUUGGGUGAUAUUCCUAUUGUGGAGAGGAGGGGGAGAGUUACGAGGGGACGGCCGAAUUAUGAUGAGGGUCAUAGGAAGAGUGUUGUUAGUCCUGUUAGUGAGGGGUUUGUUGAGGAUGAAGUUGUGAAGGUGGAGGGGGAUGUGGAUCGGAAGGGGGAGGAGGGGGGUGGAGUGGUUACUAGUAGGAAGGGUGUAGUUACGGGGAGAGUUACGAAGAAGAAAACCGCGAAGGGAAAGAGGAAAAGUUCGAAGGUUUUGGAUCCUAAUUUCAUUGUUGAUCUCACCGCGGAAGUCGAAGAGGCUGUUGAAGAACCUCUGCCGGAGGACGUGGGGAAGGAGGUACUAGACGAGGAAACCCAACCUUCCAAUACUUCAAAAGCAGAUCAAGUCACCAAAAAACGUACCACCACCACCGCCACGACUAAGAAAAGCAAAAGAAAAGGCGCCAAAGCUCUCGUUCCCAACUUCAAAGUCGAUAAAACAGCACACCCCGAAGAAGAAGAUGAGAUUCUGGAGGCGGAUAUCGUGAAAGAGGAUCUAGAAGUCCUAGAUACGACUCCCGAAGUGAAGAGGGGGAGGAAGAGGAAAGCGAGGGUUUUGGAUGGGAGGUUUGUUGAUGAAGGAGUUGUGGGCGAGGAGGAGGAGGUUUUGCCGCUAUAA